UACCGAGUCAAAGAAGAACAUCAUCAUCAUCUACAACAACGUAAGACGAUCAACCUCACACCUUCUCCGUCUCUCUUCUUCACUUAUACAAACAUAGAGACGCUAUUUCUUCUACCAAACCCUAACAUUUUGAUCACAAAAUGGGUGGAAAAGGCAAAUUAAGCUGGUGGAAAAUCUCUAUACACAAAUCCUCCAAGUCCGAGACCAAAAAUUCGCCACCCACUGAAUUCCUCUGCCCGAUUUUCAACUCCUUAAUGUCGGAUCCCGUCGUUGUUUCCUCAGGCCAAACCUUCGAGCGAUUAACUGUGCAAGUCUGUAGAGGUUUGGGUUUCACGCCCAAGCUCCAAGACGGCUCCGAACCCGAUUUCUCGAGUGUAAUACCCAAUCUAGCUCUAAAGAGUACUAUCCAUAACUGGUGUAAGAAAUCCGAUUCGGAGCCUCCGAACCCGCCGGAGUAUUCGGAAAUUGAGUCCAUUGUUAGCUCUCUGAUGGCGGCGAGUCAAAGAUUUAGGGUUUCAGAAAGGGAAUUGUUGAAGGGAGUUGAGGAAAAUCCUAGGGUUUUAUUCUCACAUGCGGCUACGGAAUUGAAUCAUCGCAAUUUUUACUCCUCCAGCUCCGAAGAAUCUGUGAUUGCAAAUGUUUCCCCUUACUUACCGUUUACAACAAAGCCCUCUUGCAUUUCGUAUUCGUCUUCGACCUCGACUACGUCGGAAUUUAUCUCCGAUGCUGUGUCGGAUAAUAUUCCAACGACUUCUUCGUCGGAGGAUGAGAAUUUUGUGAACAAAAUGACGAGUUUGGAUGUUUUUGAUCAAGAACAAGUAGUGAUUUUGUUGCGAAAAACCACAAAGAGUAGUGAAGAAGCUCGAAUUGCUCUAUGCACUGAAAGGCUUUUGUUUGCUUUGAGGCAAUUGUUGAAUUCACGGUACUCCGACGUGCAAAUCAACGCCGUAGCGGCGCUGGUGAAUCUUUCACUUGCGAAAAUGAACAAAAUCAAGAUUGUAAGAGCUGGGAUUGUUCCACUGUUGAUAGAGAUUUUAAAGAAUGGUUUUGAAGAAUCACAAGAACAUGCUGCCGGUGCGAUUUUCAGCUUGGCGCUCGAAGAUGAGAAUAAGACUGUAAUAGGAGUGCUGGGGGCGCUGCAGCCGCUGUUGCACGUUUUGAGAUCCGGCAGCCAGCGGAGCCGCCACGAUGCCGCCCUGGCGCUGUAUCACUUGACAUUGAUGCAGAGCAAUAGGGUGAAGAUAAUUAAGCUUGGAGCCAUCAGGGCACUGUUGGGUAUGUUGAAGGAUCCGGUGGUGGCAGGGCGGGUGGUGCUGGUGGUGUGCAACUUGGCAGCAUGCCCGGAAGGCCAGUCAGCGUUGUUGGAUGCCAAUGCGGUGGAGUGCUUAGUGGAGAUGUUGAGGAAUGGGAACAAGUUGGACUCUGAGUCGAUUCGAGAGAAUUGUAUCGCGGCUCUAUACUCUUUGAGUCAUGGAAGUUUGAGGUUCAAGGGGCUGGCGAGGGAAGCGAAGUUGAGCGAGGUUCUACGGGAGGUUGUGAAGAUGGGGAGCGAGCGUGCAAGAGAGAAGGGUCAAAGGAUUUUGGAGGUAUUGAGGGGACGAGACGAGGAGGACGACCGGGACGAGGUUGACUGGGAAGCUGUGAUGAAGGGUCAGGCGAGUCGGGCGAGGUACCGAGAUGGUGGGAAUGCAGGUCCCAGCUCUACUGAUUUCUGAAUUGGAAUUUCAUGAAUAAUUUGUGUAAUUGUUAGUAAUUUUGUGAAGGAAGUCAAUAUUCAUGCUUAGCUUUUGAUUAUUUUUUCCACUUUUUUGUUUGGGGUCCUAAACUCCUAAUCCAAUCCCAUCCCAAAACACUUGUUUAUAGUUUAGGAUUCAUGUGUAUAUACUAGUUGAAGAGUUAAUGUUGUGCUAGGUUGAGACAAUUUCUUUGUAUAAGUUUGACUCUUAAGGGGUCGAUCGCCCAAGGAGGGCAAUGGGAGGUGUUAUGGGAGGUUGUCGAGAGGGGGGGAGUGAGCGGGAGAGUUGGAAGGAUUGAGUUCGAUGGUGUUGAAGGUAACGAUCAAGGAGAAUAAGGAGGACUGCGAAACUUUGAUGGAGUGUGGGGUGAAUCAGACUAGUUGUUGUUUUCGAGUCUUUUUUUUUUGGGGGUAAUUAUUUAGGAUUUAUUUGUAAAUUUUGUUGAUAUUAUAGUUGAAGAUUUUGUUGCUUUCAAUUGUAUGAUUGAUACAAGUCAAAUGUGAUAUGCUUAGUUAGGUUUGUUCAA
Messenger RNA from Olea europaea var. sylvestris, 2262 nucleotides. RefSeq names its product U-box domain-containing protein 38-like. The record is from RefSeq and is a predicted model, not a curated record. Gene Ontology annotation, molecular function: protein binding; ubiquitin-protein transferase activity. Gene Ontology annotation, cellular component: cytoplasm; nucleus. Gene Ontology annotation, biological process: protein ubiquitination. Bases 141 to 1715 code for a protein of 524 amino acids. Lineage: Eukaryota; Viridiplantae; Streptophyta; Magnoliopsida; Lamiales; Oleaceae. The transcript has a single exon.